AGGUGAAUACACUCUUGUUGCUAUGCUCAUAGAACUGUGCAGGUCAGAUAUUCUUCUGUGUAUAAAUCACACCAAUUUUUAAAUUAGCCACUUCCAGAAAGAGGAACUUUUAACAGCAGAACUGAUCAGCUAAGUUUCACUGCUGCUUUGAAAGGGGAUUUCUUAAAGAGAUAAAUGAUGCAUUCAGCAUUGGCUUUGUCACUCCUGCUAAUCGCAGUUUCUUCCAACCUCGCGAUGGCAAUCAAAAAGGAAAAAAGAGCUCCCCAGACGCUGUCAAGAGGCUGGGGAGAUGAUAUUACUUGGGUGCAAACCUACGAAGAAGGGCUUUUUCAAGCAAGAAAAAGUAACAAACCACUGAUGGUCAUUCAUCAUCUGGAGGAUUGUCAAUACUGCCAAGCACUGAAGAAGGUUUUUGCAGAAAAUGAGGAAAUACAAGAAAUGGCUCAAAAUAACUUCAUCAUGCUAAAUCUCAUGCAUGAAACCACAGAUAAGAACUUGUCACCUGAUGGACAAUAUGUACCUCGAAUCAUGUUUAUAGACCCCUCUCUCACAGUAAGAGCUGAUAUCACUGGAAGAUAUUCUAAUCGACUCUAUACUUACGAACCACAAGACAUACCAUUCUUGAUAGAGAACAUGAAGAAAGCAUUACGCCUCAUUCAGACUGAACUGUAA
Mauremys mutica (yellowpond turtle) is the source of this 672-nucleotide messenger RNA. RefSeq names its product anterior gradient 3, protein disulphide isomerase family member (gene AGR3). The record is from RefSeq and is a predicted model, not a curated record. Gene Ontology annotation, cellular component: endoplasmic reticulum. Lineage: Eukaryota; Metazoa; Chordata; Testudines; Geoemydidae. Gene Ontology annotation, molecular function: dystroglycan binding. The transcript is spliced from 8 exons. Bases 175 to 672 code for a protein of 165 amino acids.